AUGAGCCUAGGAGGAAGAAAACCCGCAGAAUUUUGGCAAAUUCGAGCCCGGUAUCGAGCGAUACAAAUUGAGGAACAAAAAAAAGGAAAACGAAAACAUACAUCAGAAUUAGAUCCUCAAGAAGUAGAAAAAAGAAGAAGAAGAUGGCCCUGGAUUCAAAUUCAGAUCGAUCUAAGAAAAAAAAUUAAAAGGCCGAAGAUUAGGUAUGGACUUUCUGAGGACGAAGGGAAACCACUGAAACGGACAACAGGAAAGAAGAUGAGUUACCUUGAGGUUGCAGGUUCCGAUACUGAAGAGGUGGUCAUAGCCAGAAGCAGGAAGCUGUUGGCGUGGGACGCUCUCAUACGAGAGUAUGAUAACACGGACGUUCUCGCGUCACGGUGCCUCCAGAGAAUUCUAAAUCAUAAAAUUCCUGCUUCUGGUGGCGAAUAUUCGAAGUAUUGCUCGUACCUCUGUGGGCGAAAGGAUAGACAGCUUCCAAGUAUUGGCACUGGAAAAUGA
Nezara viridula (southern green stink bug) is the source of this 501-nucleotide messenger RNA. NCBI's taxonomy places the organism in Eukaryota, Metazoa, Arthropoda, Insecta, Hemiptera, Pentatomidae. The record is from the annotation of a GenBank genome assembly.